AUGCCAAAAGAAAAGACCACCUCUCUGCAGUCUCGCCUAAGCACAUUUAGAAAGGGCAACUGGAGCCUGGCACACCCAGACAUGAACGACCUUGCGUACGCAGGGUUCUCCAUGGACGAGUCUGGCACUGCCCCUGACGCUGUUAUCUGUGACUUCUGCAUGAAAGCCCUUGAGAACUGGUGCGAGUCUGAUGUCCCGGUCAGAGAGCACGAGAAGCACGCCUCCUACUGCCCUCUUUUCCAGCUGCACACUUUGCAGGGCCGCUACUACACGUUCCAGUUCGGAAACCACAACAUCAGCGGAUCAGCGAGAAAGGCAAUGGCUUCGCUUGGAUUCGUGUUCUACUUCAUAGAGAAAAAAUAUCCAAGUAUAUUCUGCUCAAACUGCGACUUUGCGUGCCAGAUUGUGGGAGACGAGAUGCAUCUGGCCACUCCAAGGAUAAAAGAGCUCCACAAGUGGCACAGCAUCGAAUGUGCAAAGAGCCGCGAGGGAAUAGAGGAGGAGAUUGGGAAUAACCUGAGGCCACCGAGAACAGAGAGCUUCUUCUACAGCCUUAUCUCAGGAAAGGUAGACUUUGACAAAAUAACAAAAUACAGCAUCCAUCUCACCACAGAGCUGAACAACAACAUAAAAAUAGAAACACCCACUUGGAGCGAGUACAUGACGAGUCUCUCCCUUCCAAAGAAAGAGAUGCUGUACAAGCACAAAGAGAGCUCAGAAGGAGAGAUAAAUGAAGGAGAGCACAGUGUGUCUGCAGAGCAAACAUUGCAGAGUAGACAGGAGCUCUCAAGCAGCCAUGAAGCAUCUAAUGCAAAUAUCAGCGCCUUUGAAGGGCACCCAUCCAUCCAAGCCUCUGCAGAGAAAGCAGUGCAGCACCCUGCAGAUGAGCCCAGACAGACGCUUAAAGGCCUUGCUAGAAAUAGUCUAGCUAUGCUGGCAGAAACAGGCACAGAGCCAGAGACCAAAGAAAAUGCAUACGAUGCACUACUAAUAGAAAAAAUAUCUGCAAUUCCCUGGGAAUCAGUGGAUAGUCCAGAAGAUGCACUUUCGAGCUCCAAAACAUCUGUGCAAGAAGUGUCCCCAGAUGGAAUUGUAACACAGCUCUGCUCCUUUAUAUCAGAGGAAGAAAAAAGCACACUGCGCAUUAGAGACGCACUUAUCCUUGGCCUGAAAAGAAUGAUAAAGCACAUCCGCAACAUAACCACGCAGGAUAUAGACAAUGUUACCUCAGAGAUACUCCAGAUGUUCUAG
Molecule: messenger RNA, 1251 nt
Organism: Nematocida minor
Lineage: Eukaryota; Fungi; Microsporidia
Exons: 1
Coding region: 1-1251 (416 amino acids)
Source: RefSeq, a predicted model, not a curated record